GGUUAUCAAAAAUGUCGACAGCAGUGACAAUUACCGCUCCGAGCGUCAAGCAUAUCCUUUUGGAUUCGCUUGUGGUUAUGAAAAUUGUGAAGCACGUGGACAGUGAACUUCAUGCAGGAAUUAGUGAGGUAUCUGGAGACGCUUGUGCCGGAGUUCUCACCGGUCUUGUUUUCCUUGAAGAUUCUCGCUUGGAAAUCACCAAUUGCUUCCCAACAGUUCGCAACGAGCCAGUUAUGGAUGACGAUGCUAAUGCCGCUCAACAAUACGAAGAGCAAAAGCAACACGAGAUGCUUGACAUGCUCCGCAAAUUCCGUACAAUGAAUAUCGAUUACGAAAUCGUUGGAUUCUAUCAGUCUCAUCAAUUCGGAGCCGGUUUCUCACACGAUCUCGUAGAAUCUAUGUUCGAUUACCAGGCUAUGGGCCCAGAAAAUGUUGUUCUUAUUUAUGAUCCAAUCAAGACUCGCCAAGGACAGCUUUCUCUAAGAGCCUGGCGUCUUUCCACCGCUGCUCUUGAUCUCGCUUCAAAGAAUGACUGGAGACCAGAAUUGGUGAAAGCCGCUGGUUUGACAUACCAGAACAUGUUCGAGGAGUUGCCAAUCAUCAUCAAAUCCUCAUAUCUCAACAAUGUUCUCAUGUCUGAGCUUUCACUCGCUAAAUCAUGCUCUUCUGACAAGUACUCCACGAGACACUUCGAUUUGGGAUCCAAGAAGUCGCUUGAAAAGUCGGUCCGAGCUAUGAUGGCUAAUGUUGAUGAGCUGAACAAGUCAAUUCAGUCGUUGACGAAGUACACUAUUGACAAGCAAAGACAUGAUAAUAUGGUGUUCAGUCUGACGCAGAAAAGACAACAGGAGAACGAAUCACGUGUGGCCCGUGGUGAUCCAACAAUUCCAAUGGAUGACAUCAAGAGAAUCAAGGCUCCACAACUCCAAACAAGAAAUGGACUUUUGGAUGAGCUUCUCGCCAGUUUUGACACCAACGCUCUCGCUGACUUCUCGAAGACUGUGACCAGCGAAAAUAUCACGAAAAUGUUCAUCGCUGAAGCUGUUGCUGAGGAGAAAGUCGCCGGAACAAAAGACAGAACUUUGAGCUCUGUCUCAUCGACUCGUUAAGAUUCCCAAAUAUACUCGUGUUUUUGUUUCCUCCCUGUUCCCUUUAAUUUACUUUUUCUUUUCUAAAAUAUUUUUCUCUCGGUGAAAGGAAUUUCAUAUUACAUAAAACUAGUGACAUAAAAUAAUGUCUCACUUUCAAUAUAGGGAUAUUGUUUUUCAUCCAAAUUUUUUUGCCGUAUGAAAUUCCUUUCUGGUAUCCUUUUCCACCUUCCCCUAUUUCGGAUGAAUUUUUGUUGUUGACUAAUAGUAAGUUAAGAUUUUAAAAUUUCUAUUGGUAUUGUUCUUUUUAAUUGAGUUUUCAAGUUUUUUCAAUCAGUAAAUCAAAAAAGUUAACAAAAAAUUUAUUUGUGAAACAAA
This is a messenger RNA of Caenorhabditis elegans, 1466 nucleotides long. RefSeq names its product Eukaryotic translation initiation factor 3 subunit H (gene eif-3.H). Bases 12 to 1109 code for a protein of 365 amino acids. Gene Ontology annotation, cellular component: cytoplasm; eukaryotic translation initiation factor 3 complex; eukaryotic 43S preinitiation complex. Gene Ontology annotation, molecular function: peptidase activity; translation initiation factor activity. The record is from RefSeq and is marked reviewed. NCBI's taxonomy places the organism in Eukaryota, Metazoa, Nematoda, Chromadorea, Rhabditida, Rhabditidae. The transcript is spliced from 6 exons. Gene Ontology annotation, biological process: formation of cytoplasmic translation initiation complex; cytoplasmic translational initiation.